AUGUCUGGUACAUUUCCUUCAAAGAAGCCGGACUGGUCCAAUCUCGAAGUCAUUCACAGGGGCACGCUCCCAGCCCGUGCCUACUUCCACAUCUACAACGAUGAGGCAAGCGCACUACAAGCAUUCAGCAGUCGUGCUUGCACUUUGAAUCUGAGCGGCACAUGGAGAUUCCUUCAUAGCAAAAGUCCUUUCUCAGCGCCCCAGGGAUUCGAGAGCCCCGACUUUGACACCUCCAGUUGGAGUGACAUCCAAGUUCCCGGUCACUGGCAGCUGCAGGGCUGGGGUGCUCCUCAUUAUACCAAUAUCAACUACAUCAUACCUGUUGAUCCGCCGAAUGUGCCUUUCGAUGACAAUCAGACCGGCAGCUACGUCAGAAAUUUCACUGUCCCACCAGAAUUUGUUGAUCAACAACUUAGACUCAGGUUUGAAGGAGUCGACUCUGCCUUCCAUGUUUAUGUCAACGGCAAUGAGGUGGGAUACUCGCAAGGCUCUCGCAAUGCAUCUGAGUUCGACAUCACGAAAUUUGUCAGUCACAAGGUCGACAACAUCCUUGCUGUACGAGUCUAUCAAUGGUCAGACGCAAGCUAUCUCGAGGACCAGGAUCAGUGGCGCUUCAGUGGUAUUUUCCGCGAUGUCGCUCUUCAUGCUUUCCCGGACUUUCGUGUGGAGGACUUCUACGUACAGACUGCACUAGACGAUGAUUACAAGGAUGCUACCUUGAAAGUGAAUGUGCUUACAAGCGGGACGGGCACACUGGCUCUAAGGCUCAUUGAUCCUCGUGGCCAGCCUGUGGCAGCCGAGAAGAAAGAAGUGACUGGGUCUUCCACGACUUUUUCGAUCAAGCUUUUUCGGUGGGCGACACAUAGCCAGAAUGUUGGAUUCCGUCGUGUUGAGAUCGUUGAUGGGAUCUACAAAAUCAACGGACGACGCAUCGUGUUCCGAGGCACCAACAGGCACGAGCACCAUCCUUCACACGGUCGAGCAGUCCCCUACGACUUCAUGAAGCGGGAUCUUCUGAUCAUGAAACAACACAAUCUCAACGCAAUCCGAACAUGUCAUCAGCCCAGUGACCCCAGGCUGUAUCACCUCGCCGACGAACUUGGCCUCUAUAUUAUGGAUGAGGCCGACCUCGAAUGCCAUGGCUUCGGGCAGAUCGCAGAAGCGGCCCUCCUUAAAGACGUCAAGAAGAGAGAUCUGGACUUCCAACAGCGUAAAGAGCUAACCCAAAGUUCUGCAGGAUCUUGGACAUCGGACAACCCGGCAUGGAAGCAUCAGUACGUCGAUCGUGCGCAUCAACUUGUCAGCCGUGACAAGAACCAUCCCUGCGUCGUGAUGUGGUCACUGGGAAACGAGGCAUUCUAUGGCUGUAAUUUCCAGUCAAUGUAUGACCACAUCAAAUCCAUCGAUCAGACACGUCCUAUACAUUACGAAGGUGAUUUUGAGGCCAAGACUGUUGACCUCUACUCACAGAUGUAUUCAAGCGUUGAUAAUAUCAUCAAGUUUGCGCAGGUCGAAAGCUUCACCAAGCCAUUAGUACUCUGCGAAUUUGUCCAUGCCAUGGGCAAUGGACCUGGCAACAUCAAAGAAUAUAUCGAGGCAUUCUACAAGUACCCACGCUUGCAGGGCGGAUGGGUCUGGGAGUGGGCAAAUCACGGCCUUAUAAGCAAAGAUCUCAAGACGGGCGAGGAGUUCAUGGCCUACGGCGGCGAUUUUGGCGAUGAGCCUAACGACUACAAUUUCAUUCUCGAUGGUCUGAUGUUCUCAAAUCACACACCUACGCCGGGACUCACCGAAUAUGCGAAAGCGAUUGAACCUGUCCAGGUCCUUGGUUAUGAGGAUGGAACUGCGACGAUAGUCAACCGAUAUGACAUUGUGACUCUCGAUCAUCUGGGCUGUCAUGCCUACAUUGUUGGAGAUGGAAUCAGGCAUGAUCUAGGAGUCGUCGAAAUUCCUAGCGAUGUGCAGCCACAUACCCAAACCCACGUUAAACUUCCAGCGUUUGAUGCUUCUCAGCUGUCGAGAGGUGAUAUACACCUUCAGCUCGAUUUCUUCUUGAGAGAAGGCCGAAGCUGGGCGCCAGCAGGCCACAUUGUCGCCUCAUCACAACUGCAGGUCCGAGACCCCCAACCACUCUUGAGCGCCCUCAAAGACACCCAAGACCCUGCACCGCAAGUCGAGCAAUCAGCUCAUAACCUCCAAGUAACCACGGCCAACUCCAAAUUCACCUUCUCCCUCGCCUCCGGCCGCUUGACAUCCUGGAUCAAGGACAGUGUCGAGCUGAUUCACGCCCAAAUGGGACCAACUCUCACGCUCUCGCGUGCUCUCACCGACAACGAUCGACCGCAAGACGGGCAAGUCUCAGCCCGUCUUGCGCCCGUUGUACUUUCGUGGUCUUUUGCUUUGACAACUACCUACCAAAUCCACGCCAAUGGAGCCAUUCACAUCACAUGCAGCGGCAAGCCUGAAGGAGCAAAUCUUCCAGAGACUGUCCCACGUAUUGGCUUUGAGAUGGCCCUACCAGCCGCCUUCGACACCGUAUCCUGGUAUGGUCGGGGUCCAGGAGAGAGCUACAAAGACAAGAAGCUGUCGCAGCAUUUUGGGAAUUACACCUCGAGCGUGGACGAUUUGUUCGUGGACUACGAAUUCCCGCAGGAGAACGGCAACAGAACGGAUGUUCGAUGGGUGGAGCUGUCUUCUUCCUCGCUGGCAGCAAGCUCGUCUGCUGCUUUGGCGACUGCUACGCAGGCAGCUAAUACUGCGUUCAACGCUGCACAAGGCAUGUUUAAGAACUUGUCUCGACGGGCUACGGAUCUCAUGUCGCCAUCAGCCACGCAGCCUACCGCGCCGGAGCAGUCGCCCACCCUACAGCCUAAGCCAGCCGCAGAACCCAGCACCAGCAGUUCCUCCAAACCCUCGUUGAAGGCCUCGUUCGGCGCCGCCCCCGGUUUCUCCUUCAACGCCUCACACUACACGUCCGCCGACCUGGAGAAGGCAAAGCACCCCUUCGAGCUCAAGCCAUUGAAGCGUGACUAUGUCGUGCUCAGACUGGAUGCCGAUCAUCAUGGGUUGGGUACGGGUAGCUGUGGGCCCAAGACCUUGGAUGAGUAUGCUUUGAAGACGGCGCCGUUUGAAUUUGAAUUGGUACUUGAGUAG
Cyphellophora attinorum is the source of this 3153-nucleotide messenger RNA. RefSeq names its product Beta-galactosidase. Lineage: Eukaryota; Fungi; Ascomycota; Eurotiomycetes; Chaetothyriales; Cyphellophoraceae. The record is from RefSeq and is a predicted model, not a curated record. Gene Ontology annotation, cellular component: beta-galactosidase complex. Bases 1 to 3153 code for a protein of 1050 amino acids. The transcript has 3 exons. Gene Ontology annotation, biological process: lactose catabolic process. Gene Ontology annotation, molecular function: beta-galactosidase activity; carbohydrate binding.